GAUGAGCCUCAUUCUCUGUCCAUCACAGCUUUCCUGUCAACAGACUUUGCUUUGUAGCUAAACUCUCUUGCUGCACUUAUUGCUUACUGCUUUCUGUCACCUACACCACAAGGAACGAUAUAUUUAUUUUUCUUCGCACCAGUGUUUUGACCAAAGAGGAAACUAGCAAUGUCCAGCAUCAUGAAAGUGUUUCUGCUCCUGGCUGUCAUUGUCUGCAUCUCAAAAGCCCAACUCCAUGAAUCGGGACAGCAGUGUCUCUGUCAACGUGUCAGGAGGGGAAUUUCAUUAAAGUCUGAAGUAAAGGACAUCCAGAUCUACCCAGCGACCAUCUUCUGUGACAAAGUGGAGAUUGUCGUCACCAUCAACAACGGUCUUCGUUACUGCCUGAACCCCAAGCUGAAUGCAGUGAAAAAGCUCCUGGCUAACAUCAUGAGCAAACAGAAAGCCUCUACAGCCACACCAACUGAGUUCAUUUCCACUCCAGGCAGCACCAACACUGCUAGCAUGUGACUCUCUCUUUAACUCCUCGGAUCAAUAAGCUCAGAUGACCUCUGACCCUACCAAAAGCACCUCCAAGUAUUUAGAUGUGCAUAAAACUUUUGCUUGAUUUAUCUUCUAUUUAUGCUGAUGUGCAUUUAUAUAUUUAAUACUGCUUUUGACUUGUUUUGUAUAUAGAUUGUGUGUGUAUGUAAACAAGAGUUUUAUGCAUUUUGGUCAUUUAGGUUUUUCUUCUUUUAUAAUAAUAACAAUAAUAAAAACUUCACAAAAGUA
Molecule: messenger RNA, 771 nt
Organism: Scatophagus argus
Lineage: Eukaryota; Metazoa; Chordata; Actinopteri; Scatophagidae
Product: alveolar macrophage chemotactic factor 2-like
Exons: 4
Coding region: 169-510 (113 amino acids)
Biological process (GO): antimicrobial humoral immune response mediated by antimicrobial peptide; chemokine-mediated signaling pathway; inflammatory response
Cellular component (GO): extracellular region
Molecular function (GO): CXCR chemokine receptor binding; chemokine activity
Source: RefSeq, a predicted model, not a curated record